This is a messenger RNA of Drosophila nasuta, 1190 nucleotides long. RefSeq lists its product as uncharacterized. Gene Ontology annotation, molecular function: transcription coactivator activity. The transcript is spliced from 2 exons. Gene Ontology annotation, cellular component: RNA polymerase II transcription regulator complex. The record is from RefSeq and is a predicted model, not a curated record. Bases 75 to 1031 code for a protein of 318 amino acids. NCBI's taxonomy places the organism in Eukaryota, Metazoa, Arthropoda, Insecta, Diptera, Drosophilidae. Gene Ontology annotation, biological process: positive regulation of transcription by RNA polymerase II.
CGGCAGAAGUUUGCAAACAGUAUCAUUUCCACUUGGAUUCUACAGUGAGCUGAAGAUCAGUUGAAACUGCCAAAAUGAAAUUGUUGUUGAUCUGUGCCCUCGUUGCCGCCGUGGCCGCUGAUGUGAGCCAUCUGCCAUCCAACCAAUAUCUGCCUCCUGGCCAAAGCUACCAGGUUGCUGCUUCGGCUCCUGUUGAGUCCUACUCGGCUCCAGCUCAGACCUACACCGCCGCUGCUUCAGCUCCAGCUGUCUCCUACUCUGCUCCAGCACCAGCUCCAGUUGCCUACUCCGCUCCAGCUCAGACCUACCAGGCUGCUGCUUCAGCUCCAGCUGUCUCCUACGCCGCUCCAGUGCAAUCUUACUCUGCUCCUGCUGUCGAGUCCUUCUCUGCCCCAGCUCAGACCUACACCGCCGCUGCUUCGGCCCCAGCUGUGUCCUACGCCGCUCCAGUUGCUCAGUCCUACGCUGCUCCAGCUGUCCAGUCCUACUCGGCUCCAGCUCAGACCUACACCGCUGCUGCUUCGGCUCCAGUCCAGACCUAUGCUGCCCCUGCUCCAGUCCAGAGCUACGCUGCCCCCGUUGAGUCCUACGAAACCGCUGCCUCUGAGCCAGCACCCGCUCACACCUACUCUGCUGAUGAUGGUUACCGUUACAAGACCCACCGUCGCGUUGUCCUCCGUCGUCACCGUCGUGAUGUGAGCCAUCUGCCAUCCAACGACUACCUGCCACCCUUCUCCGGCGCCGCUUCUGCUCCAUCCAGCGAGUACCUGCCCCCAGUGUCUGCUGCUGCCUCUGCCCCAGUCCAGUCCUACGCUGCUCCCGCUCAGAGCUACGCUGCUCCCGCUCAGAGCUACUCUGCCCCAGCUCAGUCCUACUCCGUUGCCGCUUCAGCUCCCGCUGUCUCCUACGCUCAGCCCGCUGAGUCCUACGAAACCGCUGCCUCUGAGCCAGCCCCAGCUCACAGCUACUCUUCCACUGAUGGAUACCGCUACAAGACCCUCCGUCGUCGCGUCGUCCGCCGCAAGUACUAAACGGCCAGUAGAUGAGGCUACCUGAAGCAAAACCAACUAAAUCUACAAAAUAUUCAGCAAAUGUUAACAUUACAUUCAAUUUAACAUUACAAUGUUUGUGUUGAGUAGUUUACGUGGUAAUUGCCAAGGAACGAAAUAAAUAACAAAUUCAUAAAAUAA